Amphiprion ocellaris (clown anemonefish) is the source of this 3195-nucleotide messenger RNA. Its product is annotated as tissue factor-like. NCBI's taxonomy places the organism in Eukaryota, Metazoa, Chordata, Actinopteri, Pomacentridae. Gene Ontology annotation, biological process: blood coagulation. Gene Ontology annotation, molecular function: protein binding. Bases 103 to 1008 code for a protein of 301 amino acids. The transcript has 7 exons. The record is from RefSeq and is a predicted model, not a curated record. Gene Ontology annotation, cellular component: membrane.
GCUGAACGGAAACAACAUUCAGCCUGAGCAGCUGCAAGCUGGGGGAACAUUUUCAGCAGCUACUUCUUCUCAGUCCAAAAAGUUCUUUACAAUACCAGAGAAAUGAGGGAAAAACAAGACUGUCUUGCAAAGAUGGAAUCUGUGACAACUCUGCUUUAUCUGGGACUGUUUUUGUCUGCCUGGAGCAUCACCACUGCAGAUGAGAACUUUGUCCCCAAAGCAGAGAAUGUUCACUGGGUGUCGCUGGACUUUAAGACCAUCCUUAGCUGGACUACCAAACCAUCGGACUAUACAUACUCUGUCCUGUACUCUAUGGAUGAUGGCGACUGGUCAGAAAGUCCUGACUGUAACCGAAUAUCAGAGACGAACUGCGAUCUAAGUGCCCACCUCAUGCCCUUGGACAGGAUGUACUCUGCUGACAUUCAAACAGAACCUGCAGAGUUCGACUACAACUCUAAUGUAGAGGACUUACCUCACACUUAUUCUCCACAGUUCAACCCCUAUAGAGAGAGUAACAUCAGUGCUGUGGAAUUCAGUGUGGAGGCCACCAAUGACAGCAAAGUAAUUGUCAGCAUCAAGGAUCCUGUGACCACUCUUCAUGAUGCUUAUGGAAAGCAGCUCAGCAUCAGAGACAUUCUCCAAAAGGAUCUCAAGUACAAGAUUAGCUACUACAAGUCCGGAAGUACAGGAAAGAGAGACAUCAUAAGUGAUUCCAGUGUGGCAAAUGUGUCGAAGCUGGACUCAGGACAAAGUUACUGCUUCAUGGUGGCAGCUUUCAUCCCGUCCAGACCCAAAGCCACCCAGCUGGGAACCUGGAGCACACAGCAGUGUACAUACGUACAAGGAGGAAACGUCCUGCAAGAUUUGAGACUUGAAACGUGGGUUGGUGUAGCCUUCAUCCUGCUUACAGUCCUCAUCAUCACCAUCACAGUGACUGUCCUCUGCUGCAGAUGCCGCCAACAAAGAAACAGAACAUUUCAGACAUCUCAGUCAUCAGUGCCUGUUUAGUGUUUAGUGUGUAUGUGUGUGUUUUGUUUUGUUUUUUGUAAACACAGGGGGCUGGUCUCUCUUCAGUUUUCUGUCUUCUCUCUGAUUCUGAGAAAACAUCAGUCUUUAAAAUUUUAAAUUUUUUUUUUCCACCUGUGAAUUUCUAGCACUUGUUCCAUGUGUUUGUGUUUGAAGGACCUAUUGUUACCUGUGGGUUGCACGGCGGUUCAGUGGUUAGCACUUUUGCCUUGUGGCUAGAAGAUCCCUGGUUUGUGUCCCAACCUUCCUGGGAUCUUUCUGCAUGGAGUUUGCAUGUUCUCCCUGUGCAUGCGUGGCUUUUUUCGGGGUUCUCCAGCUUCCUCCCACAGUCCAAAAACAUGCUGAGGUUAAUUGGUAACUCUAAAUUGUCCAUACAUGUAAAUGUGAGUGUGAUUGUUUGUCUCUAUGUGUAGCUCUGUGAUAGACUGGUGACAUGUCCAGGGUGUCCCCUGUCUUCACCCUAAGUCAGCUGGGAUAGACUCCAACCCCCCGCAACCCUAAUGAGGGUUAAGCAGUGCAUAGACAAUGGAUGGAUGGAAAUCUUACCUCAUCUUCUUUGUUCUCAGUGUAUCAGUCCAGCUGCCUUCACAUCGUUUUCUUUUUCACACUUAUCCCUCUGUCAACUCACUUUUUCUUUAAAGUCCUGCCGCAACAAUAGCAAACUCACAAGAGUAACUUCUGUUGAUCAAAAGGAUUGGAAAGCAAUAGUAAAUGUCCUGCACUUAUUAAGCUCUAUUCUACCAUAGUGGUACUGAAAGCACUUAACAAUGUGUUUCUCAUUCACCAAUUAACAACAGAGGAACGAGCAACUUUGGGCUCAGUGUCUGGACGCUUUGACAUAUCAGGGGGAUUGAACCACCAACCUCAUGAUCAGUGGACAACCUGGUCAACCACCUGAGCCACAGUCACCCAACAAAAACCAAACAUCAGAGAUAGCAGAUUCAUGCUAUGAUUGAACAUAUAGUUUUCAGUAAAUAUUCAGAAAGUUCAGCAAUUUAGAGAGGCAGUCAGCCAUGACAUAAAUCUGCUCUGUAUCUAAUUGAGUCACUUCUAGUGACAAAUGCACAGAGAUUUUUCACCCUUGUUGUUCACGUUUAGAGAUCCACAAAUUCCAGUCUUGACUCUCUCAGUGUUACGUUGCAGCAGACUGUUUUCAGUGAAAAAACUUUCUCCAGAAAGUUCCUCAAAUGGAGGACUUAGGUACAACAUUUCGUUCAAUGUUACUACUGCUAGAAUUUAACAGCUAUAGUCAGACUUUUCUGCUGCCUCCAACAAAUGUUUGAACUUUGAGAUUUAGUUGACAGUCUGUUGAUUUGAUUGUUGUUAUCAACAAUGUCCUGUUUUGUACAGACAGCGGGGACAACAGAAGACAAAGCAAACAUAACGUAUUAUAGAUUACUUUUAUUCUUUAGUUUUUCAUCACAGAACAUCACAUUUAGACAGCAACAUGUACACCACACAUAGUUUUAUCAUCAUCACAAAAAGCCAUGGCCAAAAGUUAUUCUGAAUAUGGUUUCCUUCAACCAUGGCUUUAAAGUGCAUACAUCUGUAUCAUAGAAAACACACACUGCAAAAAAUGAAAAGCUCCAGAAGCAAGUUCAUCUCUGACUCUCUGAACAAUAUUACUGCUCUGAUAACUGCUUUCAGUAAUAUUCAUAUCCUGUCCAGACAUUAUAAGCAGCCUGUAAAUCAAUAAAUACAAAAAUAAAUAAAUACAAAAAUAAAUGAGUCAGAAACAACAAAUAGUUCAACUGCAUUCUGUGUAAAUAAUAAAAUUGCUUGCUAACUUUUUCAUUUUUACAGUGCACGGAAUGAGAUGUUUAUUGUGCUACAUGUGCCUAUGUACAGUGAUGCAUUUUCAGCAGUUCUUUUAAUAUGUAAAACAACUGUUACCUUUACACGAAUCAGUUUUAGCUCUGGACUGAAAAUGGGAAUAAAACAUGUUGACAUUUGUAAGACAGUCUUAAAAUCUAACUUCAUUCACUUUCAAGUGGUUCAAAAUGGGAACAGAAACUGCAAAAAUAUGUUUCAAGAGGACGGAAAAACUUUUACGAUCUUCUGCCUCUAAUAGGGUUAAUUAGGUGUUCAGCAUGAGUAUUCUACACAAUGACAAUAUUGUAACAUGCCCUCCUGUUUCAAUAAAUUCCUCUACAUGAGUUUUUAAACUUC